This is a messenger RNA of Calypte anna (Anna's hummingbird), 4044 nucleotides long. RefSeq names its product signal sequence receptor subunit 1 (gene SSR1). The record is from RefSeq and is a predicted model, not a curated record. The transcript has 8 exons. The coding region runs from base 119 to 991 and encodes 290 amino acids. NCBI's taxonomy places the organism in Eukaryota, Metazoa, Chordata, Aves, Apodiformes, Trochilidae. Gene Ontology annotation, cellular component: endoplasmic reticulum membrane; endoplasmic reticulum.
CACGGGACGGGGCGGGCGGGGCCCCGGAUGGAGGCCGCCGACGCCAUUUAGACAUCGGGUGCCGUGCCGGUGCCGCUGGGGAGGGGGGGGGCUGGUGGUAUCUGUUCGUGCCGUCGCCAUGAGGCGCCUGUCGCAGCUGGUGUUGUUCGCCCUCCUCGUCUUUCCCGCCGCACUGCUGCUUGGGGGAGCCCGCGGCGGUUCAGGGUCAGGUUUAUUAGUUGCAGCUCAAGAUGCUACAGAGGAUGAGGAAGCUGUAGAAGAUACUGUAGUUGAAGAUGAAGAUGAUGAAGCUGAAGUUGAAGAAGAUGAGCCAACAGACUUGACAGAAGAAAAAGAGGAAGAAGACUUAUCAGGAGAACCUAAAGCCUCACCUAGUGCUGAUACAACAAUCUUAUUUGUGAAAGGUGAAGACUUCCCAGCGAACAACAUUGUAAAAUUUCUGGUGGGCUUCACCAAUAAGGGUACUGAGGAUUUCAUUGUAGAGUCUCUUGAUGCCUCUUUCCGAUAUCCUCAAGACUACCAGUUUUAUAUCCAGAACUUCACAGCUCUCCCUCUGAAUACAGUAGUUCCACCACAGAGGCAAGCCACGUUUGAGUACUCAUUCAUCCCUGCUGAGCCCAUGGGUGGUCGUCCUUUUGGACUGGUGAUCAAUCUCAACUACAGAGAUGUAAAUGGCAAUGUGUUCCAAGAUGCUGUCUUCAAUCAAACUGUCACAAUUAUUGAAAAAGAAGAUGGGCUGGAUGGAGAAACGAUCUUCAUGUACAUGUUCCUUGCUGGACUUGGUCUACUUGUCAUUGUUGGCCUACAUCAGUUACUAGAAUCUAGGAAGAGGAAAAGACCAGUACAGAAAGUAGAGAUGGGAACAUCCAAUCAGAAUGAUGUUGAUAUGAGCUGGAUUCCCCAAGAAACUUUAAAUCAAAUAAAUAAAGCAUCACCAAGGAGGUUGCCCUACAAGAGGGCACAGAAGAGAGCAGUGGGCUCUGAUGAGUAAAUGUUAACUAGUACAACAGUUGAACCUUUACUAAUCCUGCCUGUUGGGUUUUUUUGGAUUGGAGUAGUGCAGAGAAUCCAUAUCACCAUAAGGAAAAUACUGCUAAACAUUUGGACUGAACAGAUUAACUGAAUGGUGUUAAUAUUACUGAAAUGCACUUCUUUUUUUUUUUUUUUUUUUUUUUGUUAAUUGGCAGGGGGGUGGGAGGGAGGUGGCCAUUAAGAUUUGUGCCUGCGUGUGUAAGCAGUUGGGUUUUAACAGAACCGUGUUACCUGAAAUGUGCCUUUAGAGUUCUUUGUAAUGCUGGUUUGUCAUCUGUACACAUCUUGAAGGAUUUUCCUCCUUCCCCUAAUCUGAAUGUCUGCUGACUUCUUCUGUCUGGAUUGUGUCAUGUCUGUAUCAGAAUCUGUAUGUAUUUUUCUUCUUCAGUAACUUUAUUCUCUACGGUGUGCACACACUGCAGUUUGUGUGUGUUGGUCCUAUUUCAGUGGCAAAGCCCUGAGCAUCUAGAUUUGUGCAUAGUUUGCAUUCUAAAGGCACAAUUGGGUAUAGCUGCUCAUAGUGGUAGAUAUUUUGCUGCUGUUUUGACCUGGGCAUGCAGUGACCUAAAAAUCUGAACUUAACCUGCAUAGCUGCUAGGAAAACUCUUACACAGCAGCAGAACUUGUGAAGCAUGGAAUUUGUGUGCUGAAUUGGUAUUACUACAUAAAUUUUUUUUUAUACCCAACUUGUUAAAUGGUUAGUUAUUGAGUCGUGCCAGCAGCUUAGGUAUUCUGAUUGUAGUGGUGGCUCUGCAAUGUUUACUCAAGAAAUAAUUGAAUAAGCCAGAACAACUUUUAAGUUCUCUCAAAAAUUAGAAUGUCAUCUGUAUCAAAAUAUGGACUUUCUUAAAGCUUUACAUGAGGCAAGGACUUUGCAUUUACUGUACAUACUUGAAACUUAAUUUGAAAAAAUGUUGGCUUCAUUUUUCUAUUAUUAUUUUUUCACCCUUUACAGUUUUUAAAUCUCAGACUUCUUUCCACUGGUCAGUACAUUGGGCUGAGGGUUGGUGCUUUUUUUAAAAAUCACCUUGUCUUUCCUACUAGUCACACAGAUGCCCAUUAUUAACUACAUGUUGGGUCAGUACUAAAGCAGAAAAGCUAUAUGCAAUAAAAAUGGAAUUAUCUUCUUUGGAGGCACAGCUUACAAGAUUGCCAGGUACUGGGGGUAUUGGUCCACACCCACUGCAUUCAGGAAUGUCAUUGACAGUAAAAGCAGCAGAUAGUUCAGUGUCACUUUGCUGCCAUUCAGGCACUAAGGUAAGGCUUGAAUUUAUUUGCAUCUGAACUGCAUCUCUUCCUGUGUCCAAAGGUUAACAGGAACUGUGCUGAGUUCAGGAAGAGCCAUUGAUUUGAGACCUCUGUUUUCCUCUUUUCCACAUGUGAAAGUGCUGUUUCAGGUUUAUAUUUGCUCUGCCAGGGCUGAGCUGUUGAGGCAGUGAAUCCUGAGCAAUAUUUGCAAAUUAUUGUGUAAUGUGUUUGAAGCAUCUAAACUCAGAACUACCUGCACUUGACACUGUUUUACUAUAAACUUUGCCAGAAUGAACUCUUGAUGCAGCUUGCUAUGGAAAAGACAAGUAUAGGAAAAGCAACCCCACAGAGGCUUUGUUCAGCUUCCUGGCAAUACAGCAAGCACAGGCUGUUUUCAAUAGUUAAGAUUUCUGAAUUGUUGCACAGAUCACUUAACACAGUUGAGUGCUACCCAAGGGGCAUACCUAAGUGAUACAAUAAGAGGUUUGUCCAUUCAAAUUGUUUGGAGAAACUUUGCCUUCAGUGAUGUCCUCUGACUGGGCCUGCAGUAGUUUUGUGGGCUUCUAUUCAAGAUUGCACUGAUUCAACAAAGUGCUGAAGUAUUAAAUGCUUUGUAUGAUAAAGCCCUGUAGCUAUUGCAGCACCUGAUGCACUGAACUUCUGAGUUCCCUCUGGGAUUAUGUUUGACUAUUUUUUUUUUUUUUUUUUUUUUACCUUCUGGUAAUAGGUCAUCCUAAACUGUAUAAUCUUAAUUCUUCCCAAGAUAGGAAGGGUCUUUUGAGGGGCCUCUGAUGACAGUGGCUCUAGAUAGUUGUACUCCAGGAAAAAAAGACAAAGGCUCAGAACAGAGGAUACUAGUUGAUCAUACCCUAUUUUUUUGUUCAGAUAAAUAGUUUAGCUCUUAGUGAUUGAGUUUUGGGGCAAACCUUACACUGACCAGGAUUUAGGAAGAGUUGGGGGACUGAAGCACAGUACAAAUAAGUAUUUGAAGGUUGCAGCUUUCUUCUCUGCACUCAGUGGUUAAUGCCCAAAUGCUUAUUCUAAGCAUGAAAACAGAGGAGAGAGUUAAGCAUCUUAAAGAAGAACUAGUAGCAGGAACUCCAGUUUUACCCAGACCGUCUCUCUGAUCAUAUACACUUUGUCAUUCACUGUCAGUGGUUCAUAGUAACUUUCUCAGCCAGCAGUUCAUAAUAAGAGGGCCCAGCAGCUGACUGAUUACUGCUCCUGAUAAAUGAAGUAACAGUUCUGAGAUUUGUUUCUUGUUAGUUUGCUGUAGUUGAAAUUCAGCAAUAACAACCUAGUGUGUAGUGCUAAUAGAACUUUGGCAUCUCUUGCAUUAUUUCUGGUGAUUAAAGCAGGCUGCUACACUUGGAUUUCUUCAAAUGGGAGAACGUAAUUGUUGCUGGUUAACUUUUAGUUUGGUACUUGAAUUUUCUACUCAAUUUUAAGCACAUACAAAUAGCUUUUUUCAUGGGGGUCUUUCUGGUUAUCAUUAUUGCAGUUAUCAUCUGAGUAGGAUAUAGUUUCAUCAAACAAAUUGCAAUCCUGUCUCUGUGCCACUCCCAUGUGGUAGCAGAAGCAUUUGUAUAAUACAGCACUGUUACCAGCCUGGUUUUCAGCAAUCUUGCUGUGCUGCCACACAACUCACACAAUUGCUGCUCACAUGAGGUUAUGAGGAGCAAGGAUUGAAAGCUGUGGACUAAGGUUUUCUCCAUAAUAGUAAAAGAGUCUUUUAGACUACAAAUAAAAUAAAAUACAGCCUUA